UAUUAUUAUUUAAAUUGUUUUUAUUUUUUUUUUAAUUUUUUUUUUUAUAAAUUAUACGUUACUGUUUCUCAUUAGACAGCUACGGUUUAAAAACUUUAAUUUCUACGGAAAUCCCGCUAAUAAAUGACUAUUGCAAUAUUAGAAAAUUGACUAGAUGUCAAAUCCAUUCAAAUUGUAUUCAAAACAUUGAUAAGCCAAUAAUAUAAUAAUAAUAAUAUUGUAAUGUGUCAGAAUAUUAAGUCACUUUAAAAACUUGUUGUCAAAUGAUGUUAGAGAUUUUUCCACAUCAACAAAGUGGCGUAGAAAUCAGGUAGCAGCCGUAACGUAUGCCUCCGGCGGUGGCGUCCAUGGAACACCUUGGUCCAGGUUUUGGCAGUCCUAACUUGCGCAAUCCCUAUUCGGCGUCUAGAACAAAGUUUCACGGUCCAAACACCUCAUACGUAAAUUCAUCAUCUACGUAUUACACGAAUAAAUUUAUAUCUCAACCAGCAGUAGCCAACCUGCCACUGUGGACUGCUAUAUUUGAUUAUAAAGCCCAAGGUGAAGAUGAGUUGAGCCUUAAACGAGGAGACAUUGUAGAGGUGCUUUCAACUGAUGUAAAAAUAUCUGGAGAUGAAGGCUGGUGGACUGGUAAGCUCGGUGAUAAGGUUGGCAUAUUCCCUGCAAAUUUUGUCACUGAAAAUAAUAUUUUGGAGAAUGUGUCAACAGUAGUGGAAAAUGCCCACAUCACAGAAAUCGGUUUUAGUGAACUUGAACUUGAAGAAGUAAUUGGUGUUGGUGGUUUUGGAAAAGUUUAUCGUGGUUAUUGGAAUAAUAAAGAGGUUGCUGUUAAAGCAGCACGUCAAGAUCCAGACGAAGAUAUUAGUGAAACAUUAAAAAAUGUCAAACAAGAGGCAAAUUUAUUUUGGUUAUUAGACAAUGAAAAUAUUGUGUCAAUGUUGGGUGUUUGUUUAGAAAUCCCAAAUUUAUGCUUAGUCAUGGAGUACGCACGUGGAGGUUCACUUAAUCGUGUACUGAUGGGAAGAAAAAUACGACCAGAUGUGCUUGUUGAUUGGGCCAUUCAAAUUGCUAGAGGAAUGAAUUAUUUACAUAAUGGAGCACCAAUAUCAUUGAUUCAUCGAGACUUAAAGUCAUCAAAUGUACUAUUAAAUGAACCUAUUGAAAACAAUGAUCUACAAUUCAAAACAUUAAAAAUCACUGAUUUUGGUCUUGCUAGAGAAGUAUACAAAACAACUAGAAUGUCAGCAGCAGGAACAUAUGCUUGGAUGGCUCCAGAGGUUAUAAAACAAUCAACAUUCUCAAAAGCUAGUGAUGUUUGGAGUUAUGGUGUAUUACUAUGGGAAUUACUUACUGGACAAACACCAUACAAAGGUAUUGAUUCAUUAGCUGUAGCUUAUGGAGUUGCCGCAAAUAAACUUACUUUGCCAAUACCAUCAACUUGUCCGCAGCCAUUUAAAGAACUUAUGGAAGCUUGUUGGUAUUCUGAUUCUCAUAUGAGGCCAAGUUUUGAUGACAUAUUGACAUCAUUGGAUGAGAUUGUACAUUCUGCUUUUACUCAAACCCCUCAUGAAUCUUUUCAUACCUUGCAAGAUGUUUGGAAAAUAGAAAUUGAACAAGUACUCGAAGGACUAAGGUUAAAAGAAAAAGCUUUUAGUUCUAAAGAAGAAGAAUUGAGAUGUCGUGAAGAAGAAUUAAGUCGUGCUCAGUUACAACAACAAAUCGCUGAGAAACAUUUAAAACAAAGAGAACGUGAUCUAGAAGCGCGUGAGAUGGAACUGCUCAAAUGGGAAUUGAAUAUUAUAAUGCAACAACAACAAGCUUCACCAGCAAUACCAACUCCCAAUAAACGACGUGGACAUUUUAAGAAAUCUAACAUUUUGAAAAUGUUAAAAAAAGAACCAAACCAAUUGCCCAUCAGUUCUCCGUCUGAUUUUCGACAUACAAUAACUGUACAACACACUGGUGACAGAAAAAAUCGUGAUGCAUCUGGUCCAAACAGUCCACCUGGUUCCCCAAAUAUUCCUAGACUGAGAGCUAUUGCACUGCCAGCAGACGGAGUUAAAGGCAAAACAUGGGGCCCAAGCACAUGCCAUCAACGUGAACGUGUUCAGAUAAUUCGUGGAAGCCCAUCUUAUCCAUCAUCGCCAGCCACUACAUCUUUCAGGGGAUGGUCUAGAUCAGCACCUAAUCUGGAAAAACACCACUCAUCGGUUUGCUCAAAUUUUGCAGCUUUACAAGAAAUAGAUUAUGGUGGUCCUCCGAUGUCCGCUGAUUUUUGGCCAAACGACGAUGAACGACCGAAAUCCUUGAACAAGACCACAUGUGAUAGUAGUGGAGAUUGCAGCUAUUCCACUCAAGGCGGAUUGUUAGCGGCGGCGCCGCCAAGCGUUUCGUCGAAAUCAUCAUCUUCAUCGGUAGGAGCUUCCAGAACUACUGCGGUCGAGAGUGUCUUACACAUGGCCGCGUCCAUGUUGGCCGGUCUCGUGUUAGGUGUGGAUAUUAAGAGGUGUUCGUACGGCCGCGGCGUGCCUUUUGAAGUGGGCGAUGAAUCGAUUGGUCAUCACCUUCACCAGCAGAAUUUUUCGAGUCACUCCAAUAAACACAAUACUUAUCACGGCCCACCGAAACACUUUCGCACGCCCCUGAUGCAAGGUUUGGACGCCAAACCUUUACGAUUCACCGAUAGUCCACAACACCGUUUGAGCCGAUCACGGAGAAAAACCAGGCCAUCACCUCGAAGGAAGUCGAGUAGUGCUUGUAACAAUGACAAAAAUGACCAUUUUUAUGGUACCACGUCGAGCGACUAUUACAAGCAAAGUGACUUUUCAUCUCAUACUGGAUAUCGACAACUAUCCAGUGACCGAGAAUACCGUCAAUUGUCAAGCGACAGAGGAUAUCGUCAACUGUCCAGCGACCGAGGAUAUCGUCAGUUGUCCAGCGACCGAGGAGGAGAUAGUGGCUAUGAUUAUGAAAAUAGAGCAUUGUACGCGUACGACAAUCCCAGCGCUAACAGUGAUGUCAUCUGUAGCGCAGGUAGUUCACCUUCCUUCAGCAGGAUUCGGUACCAAUGCGGGGGUGGUAAUCCUACAUUUUCUAUGGAUCCUGCAGAAACAUCGUCGUAUUUUCUGCAGCAACAAAUGAAUACUGAAACGGACAAGUCUUCAUUGUCUCUUCCGUAUCUCAGACGAGCCAGAGACUUUACCACUUAUUUUUCACAAGACCAUAAUCCAACAAUGCAAGAAGUUCUAAAGCGACCAACUACCUUAGAACCUGGUACACCGUCGAGAUUGCGGUCCAGUUUGAAAAAAUCUGUGUACUGCAGUCGACAAACUGCAGUUGGCUCAUCGAGUCCUAGUGCAGUAUCGCCAACCAAUCCGACUCCACCAGACAGUUUAACCAGUGAUGAUAGUAGUUACAUGUCAGCCAGGGAUAGUUCAAUAACAUCUACAUCCACAGCUCGAGUUCGGUUUUCACCUAUAACAUUAUUGGACUUGCCUACCCAUGGCCAACACCAAGAUUCUACUGUACCUCUACAGGCAUCAUCUUCCAGACGAUCAUCAUCUGUCACAGAAUUCAUAUCGUAGUAUUUUGAGCCUUGAAUUUUAUAAUAUUUAUAUAUUGUAAUCCAGUCAGUAUUUACCCAUAUGUUUUUUAAUAUAUAAUAUAUUUAUACAUAUAUUCUUUUAUAUAGUUCAGUCACAAUGUGAAAUGUGUCAAGAAAUUUUAUAUUCUUCUUUUUAUUAUUUUAUAUAUUUUAUUAUUAAGUUUUUAAUACAUAGACAAUGUUU
This is a messenger RNA of Sipha flava (yellow sugarcane aphid), 3788 nucleotides long. It is a transcript of the gene slpr, whose product is annotated as mitogen-activated protein kinase kinase kinase 10. The record is from RefSeq and is a predicted model, not a curated record. Gene Ontology annotation, biological process: protein phosphorylation. NCBI's taxonomy places the organism in Eukaryota, Metazoa, Arthropoda, Insecta, Hemiptera, Aphididae. The coding region runs from base 327 to 3584 and encodes 1085 amino acids. The transcript is spliced from 15 exons. Gene Ontology annotation, molecular function: ATP binding; JUN kinase kinase kinase activity; protein binding.